Messenger RNA from Ruditapes philippinarum (Manila clam), 8708 nucleotides. Its product is annotated as ski oncogene-like. The coding region runs from base 568 to 2679 and encodes 703 amino acids. Gene Ontology annotation, cellular component: nucleus. The record is from RefSeq and is a predicted model, not a curated record. Gene Ontology annotation, molecular function: DNA-binding transcription factor activity, RNA polymerase II-specific; SMAD binding; RNA polymerase II cis-regulatory region sequence-specific DNA binding. Gene Ontology annotation, biological process: negative regulation of BMP signaling pathway. The transcript is spliced from 7 exons. NCBI's taxonomy places the organism in Eukaryota, Metazoa, Mollusca, Bivalvia, Venerida, Veneridae.
GUGUAUUUCCAAAUGGACAGGUCAUCGUGUAUAGUCUGGUAUUUGCAGAGUCUGCAUCUAUCGUUAUAAGUAGAAAACCCCAGUAAUAGCAUAUUAACAUUUAUCCCACGUUGAGUUUUCUUCUCACGUAAAUUCGAUCUUAAAAUAUUUAGUCUUAUUGGAAAUUUGCGCAUGGCCUGUACAAUAUGCGGGAGGUAAAUGGAACGGCCAUAUUAUUUCUCAAUUAGACAUGCAACGGUAUGUUCUUAGUGGUUAAUUCGACUUCUAGGUAUUUGUUUGAUGGAUUAUAUGAGAUAGAAAGUAAAACUUAUGUGAUGGAUAAGAUAAACUUAGGACAUUCUAUGAGUUUUUAGUGAAGUAAACAACCCAAGGUCAAAAUGCACAUGUAUAGUUGAUAAAUGGAAGAGCCGCCACACUUUGUGUUAUCCAAUCAAAGUCUAGUCUAACAGUCAGUGUUAUGUCUUCAAUGUGUACUGUAUGCAAAGACCGACCCGUAACGGAGAGGAAAUAUUAUGUCAGAAAUUCGGAGUUUAUAACUAAAAUAUGGAUGGAUAAUUAACUUGUUUAAUGGAAGUUGCACCACAGUCAGUUAGCCCGCACAUUCAGCGGGUGCUGAAGAGUUUUCAAACGUCAGCAAAUCGGACUUUACAAGGGCCAGCCGGUUUAGUUUUGUUACAACCUAACAGUCAUGAAAUCCAACAAAUGGCGAAGAUUUCGUCCGAUGAAUAUCGUAAAGCCUUGGUGGCGAAAAGUAAAGAAUUAGAACACAUGUAUCGUUUGCAAGCGCCGAUCCCAUUACAACAGUUUCCGGUGUUUACCCCAGCGGAUUCGAGCCGGAGUGAACAAACUGAAACCCUUUUAGAAGGAGAGAAAAUAGCUUGUUUUGUUGUUGGUGGUGAAAAGAGAUUAUGUUUACCACAAAUUCUGAACACAGUGCUUAGGGAUUAUGAGUUACCAGAAAUACAUUCUGUGUGCGAUGAUCUUCAUAUUUUCUGCUCGCGAUGUCAACAUGAACAACUGGACAUAUUAAAAGCAUCAGGAAUAUUACCAAGGAGUGCGCCAAGUUGUGGACUAAUAACGAAAACUGAUGCUGAGCGUCUUUGUAACGCUUUAAUUCGCACACCAAAUGACACAACAGCCCCGAAUCACCCAUCCCACAACAGUUUCAAAGUUUACCAUGAGUGUUUUGGAAAAUGUAAAGGAAAUUUCAAUCCAGACGCAUACACAUCGUCAAAAGCCCUUUGCAUACAAUGUGUAGAUUGUGGUAGAUGGUUUACACCACAAAAAUUUGUAUGUCAUUCCCAUAAAGCAUUGGAAAAUCGUACAUGUCACUGGGGAUUUGAUUCCGCUAAUUGGCGUCACUAUCUUCUUUUGGCUAAGCAUCAACCAGGGAUAGAAAAGUUGCAAGAUGUCUUGGAGGUGGUUAAAGGCCGAUUUGACUCGAGUAACAAGUACAAAAGGAAGCAACAGACCGGUGAUGGUAACGGUGAUUCUGUGAAAAGAAGUAAGAAUGAUGAAAAUUCAACGGCAGAAUCUUCAUGGACGGGAGAGACCUGUUCAUCACUCCGUGCAAUGAUGUCGGCAUUCCAACCAUGGUCCCCGGCUGUAACAAGUGCUAUGAAGGAAGGAAAGAUGUUGCCGGCUCCCCCAGCUAUUAUGAGAGAAGGGCUUACAGGUACAGCGCCCUCCUACUUACAUUCAGGUCCCCCAGUGCUACUACACCCUGACAAGGUUGUCCCCCACUCAGAAUCAAGCAGGUAUGAGCCUAAUUACGCCCCCAACGUCUCGCUCGCCCCCGUUCAAAAGUGCAAAGGUGAAGAUGAUGAUGAAGAAGAGGAAGAAGUAGAAAAGAAACGGGCACCAACUCCAGAGCCGGGCCCAUCUAAAUCUUACAGAGAAUGGGACCUCUCGGAGAGUGACGAUUCCUCGGGUGAAAGAUCGUCACCUUCUCAUGGCGAGGAAUCUCAGUUGUCACCAACCACAGAGAACCAGCGUGCUCUCGAAAUUGAGUUAGAAAUGAUACGUCAAGCUCUCGACGGCAAAAUCGGCGAGGAAAAGGAGGAGAAAGACCGGUUCUUACAUGAGUUUUGUAAACUACGGGCGAAACAUCAGGAAUUAUUAAACAGAAAUAUUCAAGCACGGAGAAAUUUAAAGCAGGAACUAGCCAAUGCAAAGGCAUCAACCAAGGAGAAACUUCAGGUGGUAAACGAUAAGAACCAUUCUAUGGAGAAAGAGUUGAACAAAUUAAGACGAGACUCGGAAUCCAGACUGAAGGAAGUAAAAGAUGACAACGCUAAACUGCUUAAAGACGUCGAAAUACUUCAAAAACGGGACGAUUUAGAGAUGGGCAAGUUAAUACAGAUAAAUCAGGAACUUCAAACCAGGCUUCAGCACUACGAGAUGGCGUUUGAACAAAUACGUCUGGAGAAUAUUAUAAUGCAGGACAAGCUGCUACAAAUGGGCAUUAACGUGCUCGAUCUUGUGAAAGCAAACUGUAACGGCAGUCUAAAAAUGAUCAGGUCACCGUCGGGGUCUCCGCCCCAACGAUCUACACCGCAGCGCUCUCCGACGGAACACACGUCUUCGAUUCUUGGCGCAUAUCCAAUGCUUCCCCCGCCAGUGUUGCUGCAGUCGCAUGCAGAGCGGUUUAUUAAAAAAGAGCGGGAUGGUUGCACUUGAGACGCUUUUUCUUUUUUUUUUCAAAAAUGCCAUAUUGUGAAUUUCGGAGUAGAAUCAUCCUAGGAUUUACAAAUUGGAAUUUCAUCAUUUGGAGUUAGCCUGUUUUUAGCUAGUUAUAUUUCUUUUUCUUUCUAAUCCUGUGAUGUUCAAAUGAUUUUAGAUUAAUAGUUUGUUGUUACGAUGUGUUACAUUUGUUAAAGUAAAUAGAAGUUUUAUUUGAAUAUACGAAAAAUAGGCGAUGGAAUUAUCGUGGUAUAGACCCAUGUGAUAUGACUUGAGGCGAAAGAAUUACAAAUCAAACUGCACAAAAUGUGCAAUAUAUGUUGGACGUUUUAAUAAAAACACAAACGGAAGGAGUUACUGUGACGGAAACAUGUUUGUACUUCAUGUCUGUGAACAUUGACCAAUUUUGAAAGCAUCGUGUUUUUGUUAGCAGCUCUAAAGUUGGGGCAACAAAACGUCUGUUUGUUGUUGUGUUGUAAGGAAUUACAAAGCAAGUGGUAACUGCACAAGUCGCAAUUUGUGGAUAAAGAACCUCGCGUGGUAGAAAAUGUUUGAAACAUGCAUAGUUAACAAAUUGUAUGAAUAAGACAUUCUCAAAGGAUAAAAAAAGUUAAUUGGAAUGUAUCGUUUAUCUGAAGAAAAAGCGUAUGAAUGAUUAGAUGGACAUACUGUAUUAAAUGUGGUUAAACCACUACGAAAAGAUGUAAACACUGUAUUGGGCAUGACGGAAAAUGUUACGGAAUAACUUUUGUGCAAUUAAGUAACACGGCAUUGUUAUAUGGUGAUGCUGAAACUGUAUAAGUUAAACAAAAGCUAUGAUGAAGAGCGAAUCAAUGAAGGGAAACGAAAUUUUAGCAUAUGUAAGACAGCAUGUUACAGCUUACUGCUGUAUGGUACUGCAUUCUGUAGUAUGUUCCAGCUUACAUCUGGAAUACAAUUUUUUAUAUAUAUAUCUGGCAUACAGGCAUAUAAGUGUGUGUACAAUAGUAGGCUAAAAGGCAUUAUGAUGUGUAUAAAAAAUACCUUGGUCUCAUUCACCAGUGCUUGCAGUACUUUGUUUUUUCAUAAAAUUAAAAACACUGGAACAUUAUUGUAAUUUUGUCAGUAACAUAAAAAUCAUUAUUUUUGUUAGUGAGUUUUGAAGUUAAUGACAUAUACAUGAAUAUAAACAGGGUGUUUUAUUGUUUUUUUUUUCUUAAAUCACAAAUUCUGUGACGAAAAUGGCAAACAUUUUUUUACUUAGAAUAAAUACACCUGUGGCUUUAAAAAAAAAGUAACAACAAUGGCUUAAUUAAGUAAAAGUGAGCCAACAACAUACUAUAUUACCCGUAUUCUGAACAAAUCUGUAAACUAAAAGGUUAAUUACAUGUACCAUCACCUUAGUGCAGUAAGGGGUUAACUCCAUAUAUAAUUUAAUAGAAAUUAAUCACUUUACGUCACUUACGUGAUGAUGCAUUUAUAUCUUACGUGGACCGAAAUAGAAAUUACGAGGGAAUAGAGAUAUUUGAAUACAACUCGUGUUCCAGGGGAAAAUGAAACAAAAUAAUAACAGUUUUUUUAAAGAUGUAAAAAAAUACGAAAAUUAGAAAGAGGCUUUUUAUGAGACACGAUUUUCUUUUUUAUAGUAAAGGUAUCAGAGGUGUAUUUAUCUAACGUAAUAAAAAUGAUUUUUUUAGAGAAGAAAUUAAAGCAUUUUACCGCAAAUACCUCAAGCCCUAUCUUGGUUGUUCAUUGUGGAAUAUAUUUGAUUUUUUUUUUUUUUUUUUUGUUCUUUCUUUUUUUUUGACAUGUUUGCAAUAUUCUGUUAUGUUCUGUUUACUUUUCCUUUUCUUUUCUUUUCUUUAUUUGAAAUAGGCAUUGUUUAAAAAGAAAUUUAUAAAGAUUUCUGCAAGUUUUUUUAUUAUUUAUUUAUUAUCAAAACAAAAAACAAUAAAAACAGAAAUCUAUAUCAUGUGAAAUGAAACAGAGAUUUUACUUUGGGUAUGAUAUCAAAUUUUACUAUGAUAUAGCAUAUUUUUAAGAGUGUUAACACAAAUUUAUAGGACAGAAAAAGAUAAAAGGGGAUGUAAGAAUAUAGCCUGUUUUAUUAGAGAACAAAUUUUAUGUGUUGAUGAACAUGGGAUUCCUGGAAUUUGAUUCCAUUGCAGUUAAACUGUUUGUAAACAUUGUUAAUGUGUUUUUAAUUGCAAAAAAAGCACAACAAAUUAUUGCUGUUAAUUUAAAUCCUCUUAGAAUGAUUCCCGGUAAAAGAAAUUCUAAGUGUCAUAUUUUUUAUUUUAUUUCUUGGAAGCAGACUGUACAUAGGGCAUUUUGUCAGUUUGUUUUUACAGAGAUACUUUUUUUAUGUGGGCAUAUCAGUUUGUCAUGGUUCUAGGGUUAUAAUUUUGAAUUUUGAAGACCAGUCUGUGGUUGCAGUGUUUUUAUUGGUUCAUUCUUAGCUUUGCUGUCGGAAGCAGCCAAUCAAAUACUUGCAUUGUAGACUGGUUCUCAAAAAUUAAGUUAAAACCUUAAAAUCGGUAUGUAGAUCAUUAGAACCCUUCUCUUAAAGAUUGGGACUUGAAAUUUAAUUGUAAAUUAUAUGGUUUCAUAGUUAGUUACAAUUUGUCGUUGUUGUCAUUUGAGAAGGAUAAUUUACCUUUUGUAUAAGAUACACAUUACAUACUUUGUUGCAAUUUUAAGUUUAUAAAGCUAUACAUGUAUAUCCUGAUGUCUAUAGUUUACAAACUGAUUGAUAAUUGAUUGAAUUUUGAAGAAAAAAAUACGUAAAAAAAAAUAAAUCCAAAAUUCUUGUUAAAAAACACAUUUCCAUUAGAGCAUAUGGCAAAUAUGUGAUAAAUAUGUUACUAUGGAAACAACAUACUUUAUUGAUUACAUAUUUUAUAAAAAAUAUUUUAUUUGAUAUAGCUUUAUAUCCUUUCAGUUAAUAAAUGCCUAAAAACUUUAAUCAAAAGUACAGUACUUAUUGCAAUUAGUGCUUCAGGACAUAUUGAAAAUGUCUGAUUGCCUACAGUACACUUCAAUCAAGUCCUAAUCUUUAAAGGGAGGGAACUGAUAAAAAGAUCUACAUAUGCUUUGAUAUAAAACUUUUUGAAUUGCGAAUUGUUUUCUAUAUAUUUAGAAAUAUUUGUGUUUUACAUUGUUAGCUCAUUUUUUUUGUUGAAUAAUUUUGAAUAAUUCUGAACACUAGAAGAGUGGAGUUAAAAGAAUCUUGAAUAAAGAAAAAUGAGAGAGAAAAAUUGUGAGAGAAAAAAGACAACGUUUUACAUACCAUUUUUUUUUCUUUUUACGUACAUUUGUGCAGGUCACAUGAUGUUUUGGAUGAUUUUCCUGUUUCAAGGAUAAAAUGAGCUGUGUCACGACAAAACCAACGUAAUGCAAUUGCGACCAGCAUGGAUCCAGACCAGCCUGCGCAUCUGCGCAGUCUGAUCAGGAUCCAUGCUGUUCGCUUACCGACUAUUACAAGUUGAGAAACUGAUGGCGAACAGCAUGGAUCCUGAUUAGACUGUGCGGAUGCGCAGGUUGGUCUGGAUCCAUGCUGGUCGCAAAUGCACUAUGUUGGUUUUGUCGUGACACCGCUCAAAUACAGUUUACUUGUUAUUUUAUAGAACAUUAAAAAAAGAGAAAUACAAAGUGUUUUUACAAGGGGUUAUAUACCAUUUAUAUAAAAUGCUUGUUUGGCUUCAAUUUCUUUGAAGAUUUUUUGCUAUUAAUUUCUUUUUCCAAAGUUUUGAUUUUACAAAAAUUCUAUAUGAUAAAACAGUUCAAUGUAAGUUAAAAUUGUUAAUAAUUUGGUUAAAUAAAUUGUAUUUGAAAGAUUUAAAACAUUGAUUUGACAUCUUUGAUGAUUAUAUGGCAGUAAUGAAAUUUGUUUUUCAAUAAUGGACGAUUUAUAUAAUAUUUAUUCAAACUUUAGCUUUAGGUAAAGGGCAUUGAGCAUUUGAAAAAAUCCAUAUUGUUCUGCUUUGAAUAUUUGGUGCCUAUUUUUUUAAUUGCUUUAAAGUCAGGACAAAAAAAAGAAGAAUUUUUAAGAAAUAUUUAAAUGUGCUUCCACAUUAUAAAAAAAGCAUAAAAAAUAAUUAUGUUAUUUUUGGAGCAUUGAAACAGUUUCCUUUAAGCAUAAAUAUAUAAUAUUUUAUAUAUAUUAAAACUUUGUAUUUUAUUUCUUUUCUUUUUUCCUAUGAGAAAACUUGGCCAGUACGGUGUUAGAUAAUAUACUAUAUAUGUUGUGAUUGAUGUACAUUCAUCUAGGUGUCAUUUGUUAUUUUAGAGAGUAAAAUAAAAAAAACGCAUCAUUUUUAAAAACAUUUUUCAAAAAAAAAAAGGCUUCUUCAUCUAUUUAGCAUUGUUGCACCAGACUUUCAUUCUCACUGCAUUUUUUGUCUCAUCUUCGCACUUAGACCUGUUGUUGUAUGGUAAAUAUUUACUUUAAAGGCCCAUCGUGAACAUCUUCUUUUUUUUUCAUCAAUUUUGUGUCAACUCUUAUUAUGUUGAUGAAAAGUUUACUCUUGAAAUUGUCAAAAUAUAAACUGAUUAAUAUUGAAUUUAAAACAUGUUUAUUAAUUUUUUUUUCAAAAUAUCUAUAUAUAUUUUUUUGAUGGGUAGGGAAUGUGUUUUAAUAGGGGUUUAACAUUCAAAUAAAUGCCAUAUUUUAUCCGUGUUUGGCGUUCUUUUUUGGCCAACAUUUUUACACAUAUCUAUUCCAUUGUUGAAAAUUAUUUGAGAAAAAGUUUGUCAUGAUGGGCCUUUAACCCUGCUGUGAAAAUUAUCUGUUGACAAAAUUUUCAAUGCAUUUGAUGUAUUACAUGGCGAUGUAGUGGUGUUGAUGUAAACAGUUUAUCUCUUGACAAAUAUGUUCAUUGCAUUUCUUUUUAUUUACGUUCACUGGCGUCAUUUAGAUACAUACUAAGACAUUUGUAGUUUUUGAAUAUGAUGUUCCGAAUUUUAAAGCUGACCGAAAAAGACAACAACACUGUACGGCUUUUUUAAAAGAAGUUUGAAAGAGAUCUUGGGUAGAAAGGAAUCUUCUCAAUUGGAAUCCAUAUUUGUCAGAAAUAAAUGAUACAAUUUUGUUAGGGGUGGAGCUGGGGGGAGGGGAGAGAAUUGAGGUCAGAUUUUUUUUUUUGUAAUAUUGUUUCAAAAUAUUGUUUGAAUUUUUAUAGUUAUAUUAAAUUUUUCACUUCUAUGGAAAAAAGAGCAAGAUUUUUUUUUGUUAUUUGAAAUAUGUACCUUUGUAAAAAGAAAAGUUGUUGAAUUAUACUUUAUUUUAUUAUAUUAAUAAGAAAGUUGUAUUUAACAUUCAAUUCAAAAGUUGUGUUGAAAAUAAUUUAAAAAAAAGUUUUUGGCAUAAAAAGUGCUUACAGAAUGAUUUUAGUUGAGUCAUUGUAGAAUAUGAUUCAAAUUGGAAUGGUUCUAAAUUGCUAUAACUAUUAUUUAUUAAUUUAAUAUACAGUGGUAUAGUGUUAAAAGGCAAAUGUAUAAGUUUAAAAAAAAACACCAAAAACUUUGAAAUAUUAAGAAAAUAUUUGAGGGAUUAGUAAUUACUGGAAUGAGAAACUUAUUGUUAGUAAGUUGAAUUGUUUUCAUUGAGGUACAUGAAUCAAGCAUUGUUAGAUAUUAAUCAAGGACACCUAUGUCAGACUCUCUCGAUGUUUUAAGUGCCAGUCAUUUUAAAUAAUUACAAAAGUAAAUCAGUCUUUAACAGGGCUUUCAUAAGUUUUUUCAAACUCAAGUUUCAAUUCCAAAUAUAUUUGAUGUUGAAAAUUGGCCUCAGAUUUAAAAAAAAAAAGGGAGUAUUGGGUCGGAAACUGUUGAGAGUAAGGAUUAACUGUGGAAUUAUUGAAGCCCUGUUUUGUUGUUAUAGUUGUAUCAGUAAAAUAUUUAAACUGUUAUAAAAUGUUGUCAACCUCAUAAAAGAAAUCAUAAAAUGAUGACGUCAGAGUUUCAUCAAGCAGGUUAUUUAGAAUAUUAUUAAAAAAAUAUUUCUUUGUAUUUCAUUGAAAAUAAAAAAAAAACAUUUGAAAAAAGUU